UAUACCAACUGAAUAUGUCAACAAUGACAGAAGAUUCGGGAAGAGUGAAGGACCAUCAUUGUUUUAAAAAACUUCUUUUUAGUUUCCCUGGUGGAGGAAAGGAUCUUUUCCAGGUUUACGAUGACUGGGCAGACAACUAUGAGUCGGAUUCGACAAGUCAUGACUACGUUGCCCCAACGAAACUGGCAGAUAUUGCAUCUGAUAUUAUCGAUGAUAAAUCAGCCAGAAUCUUAGAUGCAGCAUCAGGCACCGGGAUGGUAGGAGCUGAGUUAAAACUGCGAGGUUUUACCUGCAUCGACGCCUUAGAUCCGUCUCAGCGUUCCUUAGAUAAAAGUAAGACACACCAGGCUUAUAUGAAUUAUAUCUGCGAUACUCUCGACGAUCAUAAGACUGAGAUUCAAAACGAUGUCUACGAUGCUGUAUUGAUGUGCGGAUCUUUUGGACUCUGCGGUCAUGUUACUGAUUCGUGCUUUCCUGAGCUAAUCCGCAUCACAAAACCAGGGGGUUUCAUCAUGUUCACAGUUAGCACCCAGGUACUAGAUGAAUGGCAAGACAGACUCGAUGCAUCCAUUAAGUCAUUUACUCAACAGGGUCUAUGGCAACUUGUGGAGAAACGCUGGUGUCAGUACGGAUAUUAUGGCACGCAGAAACUACAAGCAAUGGUACCCGUCCUCAAGAUCACCUAAAUAGCAACGAUAGGUCAACAUCAGGCCGAGCCUGAACAUCUGACGUCACGCAUUCGAGGCCCGUCAGUUAUGAGACAUAAAAUAUAAGAAACCGUAUUACUCUCCAAAAAAAGACAUAACAUUGCUCCAACAAGCACGACAAAUAUAAAACAAGUUACGAAAGGCAGGCACUCAGAUACAAGUAUUGCACAAGAAACAACGCACAAAGAUUCUAAGAAUAAACUCCCUACACACCCAGUCUGGCCAUGUAAACAAGAAGGUAACAAUAAUAAAUACGCCACAGAGCUCCCAUUGAGCCAACGUCAAUCCCCGUCCAGAAUCACCUUUCACCUUACACACUUUUCACAAGGAGAUGCACAGUCAAAUCCUUCAAACAUAAUUAUCAACAACAUUACAUGCAAGUCACAUGUAGAUGUACAUACCACACAUUGUACACUGAAUGCAGACGACUGGUCCCCUGUCUUUAUCCAGAAGACUAUUUUUGCCACAUCCAUUGGGAUAAACAAAAAAUUAAAUAAAUGAACUUAGCCUUGCCGAAAUAUUAUACAUGAUCUGAAAAGGUUUGUUUCAAAAGAGGGCGCUGUCACAGACUCGCUCCCUCAAAAUAGACCUUAUCGCAAAUACCAAUGC
Molecule: messenger RNA, 1316 nt
Organism: Asterias rubens (European starfish)
Lineage: Eukaryota; Metazoa; Echinodermata; Asteroidea; Forcipulatida; Asteriidae
Exons: 5
Coding region: 15-686 (223 amino acids)
Source: RefSeq, a predicted model, not a curated record